AUGUUUUCGUAUUUGUCGCUCGUUUUGGCACUGUCGCUCCUUUUCAAUUCGUUCAUUGUCAUCGCUGACGCUCAGAAAGGCCCUCCUCCUUACUCGUCUGCACAGUCAGAUGGAGCCCCGACCACACAGGCUGGCCCAGUCGUGCCAGACCGGACUGGUCCUGCGACCACCUUGACCUUCACGCUCAGUCGACCGAACCCUCUCUCGACACCGACCGGCAAGAAUGCCAGCUGCAAGAAUGUCCAGGCCGCUGGCGUCAAAGGCGACGCUCAAAGAGCAGAAGCAAUCAAGAACGCCUUCCGUUACGCUUGGGAUGCGUACGAGAAAUAUGCGUAUGGACUCGAUGAGCUUGAGCCGUUGUCUGCCAAUGGAACCAAUGGUCGCUAUGGCUGGGGUCUGACGAUUGUGGACUCAAUCGAUACUGCCAUCAUUAUGGACUUGCAAGAUGUGGUGGAGAGCAUGCUCAACUUUAUUGCAAAGGUGGACUUUACGACAACGAAAGAGGGACACCCUGUCAAUCUCUUUGAAACCAACAUUCGUUACAUUGGUGGAUUGAUCUCUGCAUAUGACUUGCUUAAGAGCGGUCGGUUCUCGAACGACUACGAUCAGAGCCUGAUCGACGGGCUUCUUGAACAGGCUGCUCGGCUGGCCAACAUAGUGGCCUUGGGAUUCAAUACACCCAGCGGACUCCCCUCAGCCGAAUUGAAUUGGACGACUCGGGCUCCUAUUCCUGGCGAAUACACCGACGAAGCCACCAACACAACUUACAAUUCGACAAACACUGCCUCGUGCGGCACCUUCGUGCUCGACUGGGCAAGGCUCUCCGAUCUGACCGGCAACGAGACGUACAGACGCGUCACAGAGAAAGCGAACAGCUAUCUCGUCAAUCCUUCCCCUCCUCCAGUAUAUCCAGGCUUGGUUGGCACACAAUUCUCAACCGACACAGGCAAAAUGUUAACAUUCGACGGCGGCUGGCAAGCGGGCGUCGACUCAUUCCUCGAAUACCUCAUCAAAGACUACCAAUACAAACCAACUAACACCACAACCGCAUACCGAGACUUCUGGCUCCAAGCCGUCCAAUCCACCAUCGAAAACAUCGCCGUCCACCCCUUCGGCUUGCCGGAUCUCACCUUCAUCUCCUACCUCGACGUCAACGGCACAAUCCGCUACUUCGCCGACGACUUCUCCUGCUUCGCAGGAGGAAACUACCUCCUCGGCGGCGCCCUCCUCGACGUCCCCGAAAUCAGCGCCCUAGGCAUAGCAUACACCGACGGCUGCCACCAAACCUACAACACCACCACCACGGGCCUCGGACCCCUCGCCUGGGCGUGGUUCAACGAGUCCGGCCAGGCCUACGACCCUACAGAUGAGAACGACGCAGCGGCGUUGAAGUCCGCCGCGAAGAGAGGCUUCUGGAUCCCCGCCCGUGUCGAGAACUGGUUCUCCCGCCCGGAACCUCUCGAGAGUAUCUUCUAUGCGCACAGGAUCACGGGGGAUCCGCGGUGGGCGGAGUACAACUGGGAGAUUUUCCGGGCGAUCAACGAGACGUCGAGGAAUCGGAUUGCGUUUGCGGCGGUGAAUAAUGUGGAUAUGCCGGAUGGGGGGAGUAUGAGUGAUGCGUUGGAUUCGUUCUUCUUUGCGGAGGUGCUCAAGUAUCUUUACUUGACGUUUACGGAGCCGGAUGUCAUUGAUUUGAGCGAGUGGGUGUUUAAUACGGAGGCUCAUCCGUUCCUUGCGGUUUGUGCUGGUGGUCAUGGCAACACUACAUCAGCGGGAGGAAGUGGUCGAUCAAGCAACGCGAUGAUCUGA
Zasmidium cellare ATCC 36951 is the source of this 1809-nucleotide messenger RNA. RefSeq names its product glycoside hydrolase family 47 protein. Gene Ontology annotation, molecular function: mannosyl-oligosaccharide 1,2-alpha-mannosidase activity; calcium ion binding. The record is from RefSeq and is a predicted model, not a curated record. Gene Ontology annotation, biological process: N-glycan processing; carbohydrate metabolic process. NCBI's taxonomy places the organism in Eukaryota, Fungi, Ascomycota, Dothideomycetes, Mycosphaerellales, Mycosphaerellaceae. Gene Ontology annotation, cellular component: Golgi membrane; endoplasmic reticulum. The coding region runs from base 1 to 1809 and encodes 602 amino acids. The transcript is spliced from 3 exons.